GAGUUUCAGCAACUGCUCGAUUUGGGCCAACCGUUCCUGCUUUUCGCAAUGCCCACGCUUGCAGUGCGACGCCAUUUGCCAGAGCUUCUGCGGUUCAAUCUGAACCAGGAAACUGGUUCUUACAGUCAUAUGCACGAGCUCUGCGUGAGUAGAGAGGCCUUCCUUCUGGAUUUGUCGACGUGUAUCGUUUUCCACGCGUCUUCCUGCAUGCGAUGGAUGAUGUUCCUGGUCUGCGAAGAUGCUCUUUAUGUGCCGGCAGCUGCAGAGCCUCCGCUAAUGCCGUGCAGCCAAGUAGUGCUUCUGCUGCUCUCAGCAUGCACGAUAUACUCCCUUUGCUGCACGUUAUUGGGGUCCAUUCCAGAUGGCAUCCCAUACCUGUCGGCCGAAGCCAAGAAGAGUUUGGGCACAAGUGCCCGCGCUAUCAAGCGCGGCAAGACGCCUGACACCGGCAGCUAG
Messenger RNA from Symbiodinium pilosum, 456 nucleotides. Lineage: Eukaryota; Dinophyceae; Suessiales; Symbiodiniaceae. The record is from the annotation of a GenBank genome assembly.